This is a messenger RNA of Alternaria metachromatica, 1038 nucleotides long. RefSeq lists its product as uncharacterized. The transcript has a single exon. The record is from RefSeq and is a predicted model, not a curated record. Lineage: Eukaryota; Fungi; Ascomycota; Dothideomycetes; Pleosporales; Pleosporaceae. The coding region runs from base 1 to 1038 and encodes 345 amino acids.
AUGACAGAUGAUUCUGGGCUCGAUCAGCGUCGAUGGUGGGCAGGCUACUACUUCCUCAACCCCAUGGCUGUUGCAGUAUGUCCACCUAAGAACUCCGAUGGCAGCGCCUGGCAUCUACCUGUCAACGAGAUGCUACCUCGCCAUGACCAGGGCCGCGUGCACAUUCCCCUAGCGAUCGGUGCUCUAGGCGAUCCCGAGCCGAUUGAGCCGAUUCUCGAUCUGAAUUUGGGUACCCACCAGUUCAUCAGUCCCCGUGGGCGUACACAAUUCCCCUACUCUGGCAAUAACAUCGUCUCAUUUCUCAAUCUGACUGUCAACAAGCGCAAAGACCUCGCAUGCCCUUCCUGUUACCUGGAACGCCAGAAUCAAGGUGUGGCGCCUUGUUCCUGCACCCUACGGAAGCGCUUCCUAGACCGAUGGUUGUGUAUGCACUGCUACAUCGAGGAGGUAAACGUUGAUGACAAGCUACGCUGUCAUGGUGUAAAAGCAAGCGAGGUCGGACAAGGCCACAUCCAUGUGUGUAGCUGCGGAACGGAGUUCACACCAGACAUCAUGCCAAAAGUCAUGUGCAACUGGUGCAAAGGCGAGAUCACAGAGCUCGAGCAGGGCACCGAGGAUGAUGCCACCAGUGAGAACGCCGAAUAUAACAGCGAAGAAGAAGAAGAGGAACUCGAGAACGGAGAUGACGAGGAGGACCAUUCGGCGGCUGACUUUGCGGGUCUACCUCUGGACGAGUUUGGCUACGCUGAGAACCGCGACGGGUCUCUUUCGGUGUACGUGAACGGCGAGUGCAUCCGCGGAGAACGUUUGGGGCGAGCUAUGAUCCGCCAGUGGAAGAGAAUCCAGGGUGAGCACGUUGAAUGUACUUGCUGUAUCUGCGACGAGAAGGACUCUAUGCAUGCUCACGCGGGGGACGUUUCAGAGGACGAGGACGAGGACGAAGGCGAGGACGAAGAUGGCGACGAUGACGAUGAUCUACCAGAUCUGGAAGACGUCGAGUCAGCUGCUGGCUUCGAAGAUCCAUGGGGACUGGACUAA